Messenger RNA from Perca flavescens (yellow perch), 3167 nucleotides. RefSeq names its product putative protein TPRXL. The transcript is spliced from 4 exons. The record is from RefSeq and is a predicted model, not a curated record. NCBI's taxonomy places the organism in Eukaryota, Metazoa, Chordata, Actinopteri, Perciformes, Percidae. Bases 313 to 1467 code for a protein of 384 amino acids.
UUCCAAACAAAAAGAGUGUGUUGCUUCAGCUAAUAUUAACGUUAGCAGCUGCAUAUUUUGGUGAAACUGUUGUAAUUUGAACUGUAGCCGUGCAUUGCUCUUUCCGUGUUUUGGUGGAGCUGUUGUGCUUUAACGUCGAGCCGUUGUAUUUGUGCUGUCUGUGCCUUUAGUGGAGCGUAUCAUGUCGUAGCACCGCCACCUAGUGGUCUGCAGAUGCUUUAAGAUGUUAAACUGUUGUCGGCACAUUUUUGCUUUUUAUGUUGUUGUUUUUUGUUUCACAACGCCAGUAUACAAGGAAAAAUCAUUGAGAAAAUGUUUAGAUCCAUUUUUGGACAAAAGGUCUUUACAAGACCACGGUCUUCAGGAGGUAUGGACUCUUCUUUGAAGAAGUCCAAACGAAGGAGUGAGAGACCUUCGUCUCCUGAAGACCUCAACCCUCCCACCAUCUUGAGGGAGCACGGACGAAGAGGUGAGAGACCUUCGUCUAGUGGAGACAUCAACCCUUCUACCAUCGUGAAGGAGCGCAGAGAAAGGGGUGAGGGCCCUUUGUCUUGUGCAGAACACAAGCCCUCUACCACCAGGCAGCAAGCAUGGAGGGGUGAGAGCCCUUCGUCGUCAUCUUCUGAAGAUGACCAACGUUGUACCACCAGGCUGCGAGUACGAAGGUCUGAGAGCCCUUCCUCUUCAUCCUCUGAAGACAAGCAGCCUACUACUCGGAGGUGUCAGCAAGCAUGGAGGGGUGAGAGCCCUUCAUCGUCAUCUUCUGAAGAUGACCAGCGUUGUGCCACCAGGCUGCUAGUACGAAGGGAUGUGAGCUCUUUGUUCAUCGUGGGCACCAAUCCUUCUGCCAUCAUGAAGGAGAGCAGGCAAAGGAGAGAGAGCUCUUUGUCUUCCUCUUCUGAAGAUGAUGAGCCUUCUACCACCAGGCAGCGAGUACGAAGGUUUGAGAGCCCUUCCUCUUCAUCCUCUGAAGACAAGCAGCCUACUACUCGGAGGCGGCAGCAAGCAUGGAGGGGUGAGAGCCCUUCGUCGUCAUCUUCUGAAGAUGACCAGCGUUGUGCCACCAGGCUGCUAGUACGAAGGGAUGUGAGCUCUUUGUUCAUUGUGGGCACCAAUCCUUCUAACAUCACGAAGGAGCGCAGGCAAAGGGGUGAGAGCCCUUUGUCUUGUGCAGAAAACCAGCCCUCUACCACCAGGCAGCAAGUACAAAGGUUUGAGAGCCCUUCGUCGUCAUCUUCUAAAGAUGACCAGCGUUCUACCACCAGGCAGCAAGAACAAAAGGAUGUGAGCUCUUUGUUCUUCGUAGGCACAAACAUGAAGGAGCGCAGGCGAAAGGAAAACACGCCCUCUACCACCAGUGCAAGAAAGGAGAGGGAGAUCACUGAAAGAGAAAAGCAGCGUUUGGAGGAGGAGGGUUUAAAAAGAGAAAGAGAGAGGUGUGAAAAGAUGAAGAGAAAGAACCAGUAGAAGGAGAGGAAAACGUUUGGUCUGCGUUCAAGAAUGUACAUUUGGUGGCUCAAUUGCAAGAUAGACAACAUUGCCAGGGACAUCCAAUCGACCUUUGUGGAUGAGCGCUACCUCCUGCGUCAUGAUCCCCUCAGAAAUCCAGAGAAAAUGGCAGAAAAAGAACGGCUGCUUGACCUAAGGAGGGAGCUGGUCAUGUACAAACGCAGACAAGAAUUUAAGGUGGAGAGGGAAGUAAGGAAGCAAAGACUGAAGGCAAUGGAGUGCAGGCGAAAGGUUGAGAGCCCUUUGUCUUGUGCAGAAAACACGCCCUCUACCACCAGGCAGCAAGAACAAAGGUCUGAGAGACCUUCUUCUUCAUCUUCAGAAGACAGUCAGCCUUCUACUCCAAGGCGGCAGCAAGCACGAAGGGGUGAGAGCCCUUCGUCUUCAUCUUCUGAAGAUGAUGAGCCUUCUACCACAAGGAGGCAGCAACAAGGAAGUCCUUUGUCCUUCGUAGACAUCAACCUUCCUACCACCUUUAGGCAGAAUGGAGGAAUUGGUGAGAACCAUUUGCCCUGCAUUGACAUUGACCAGCCUACCAUCUGGUGGGAGCACGUACGAAGGGGUGAGAGACCUUUGUCUCGUGGAGAUUUCAACCCUUCAAACACCUUGAGGCAGGACGGACGAAGUGGUGACAGCCCUUCCUCUACAUCUUCGUCUUCUGAAGACGACGAGCCUUCUACCACAAGGAGGCAGCAAGAAAGAAGGGAUAAUAGCCCUUUAUCUAUCAAUCUGAGUGCAAGAAAGGAGAGGGAGAUUAUUGAAAGAGAAAAGCAGCAUUUGGAGGAGGAGGGUUUAAAAAGAGAAAGAGAGAGGUGUGAAAAGAUGAAGAGAAAGAACCAGGAGAAGGAGAGGAAAAUGUUCAGUCCGCGUUCAAGAAUGUACAUUUGGUGGCUCAAUUGCAAGAUAGACAACAUUGCCAGGGAAAUCCAAUCGACCUUUGUGGAUGAGCGCUACCGCCUGCGUCAUGAUCCCCUCAGAAAUCCAGAGAAAAUGGCACAAAAAGAACGGCUGCUUGACCGAAGGAGUGAGCUGGUCAUGUACAAACGCAGACAAGAAUUUAAGGUGGAGAGGGAAGUAAGGAAGCAAAGACUGAAAGUAGAGAGGAAGGAAAUAAAUGCGAAGAAGAUGGAGAAUAUCUCUGAGUUAUGCAGAAACUCAGAAUACCCAGCUAUGUUAAAUUUUCUCUACGGACCAAUGCCAAUCAGGUCACAUAUAUAUAUCAAUUAAGAUAAAAGUAGAGCAAUCAGAAAAAUGGCACCAAAUAGAGAGAGGUAAUUGAGGGAGACGUCAUUUCAGAUUUGACAAAAACAGAAGUAAAGAAAAGUAAAACAUUCUUUUAAAACAUUAGCAACCACCAUCAAAUAUCCUUGUAACCACAUGAUAACACCCUAGAUGUUGGCUUUAAUUUAGUUAUACAGUCAAAGAGCAUUGUGCAAAUAACAGUGUCCUAACUUAAUGCCACCUGACCCAAUCUAAUUCAUCCUAACAUAGGCUAAUUUAACCAAGGUUAGCCCAACACCUAUCCUAAUUUAGCUUUGGUUAGGCUCUGGCAGAGACCUUAGGGUUAGGGUUAGACCCUAAAGACAGUAGAAAGGAAGGAACACUAGGGCGACAAAAGUGAAAAAUUCAAAUAGCCUAAGUGACAAACUUUGAAAAAA